UCUUGUCUGACAUCAGGACGGUGCAGGAGUUUAAAAGCCAGAUCUGACGCUCGCCUGGUCUGGUGGAGUCACUUCCACGUUAUGCAAUAUUCGGUAAGCAAGUGGGAAACCAGAGACAGAGAUACAAGAAGAUCUAUGACUGAAGGGCUUCAUGUUGCAUUACAGAAUGGAGAGCUGCGUUAUUUCACCUCUGUCAGAAGAGAUAAUUCCAUAUGAACACGAGGCUCGGCCCAUAUACGACUUCUACCCGUAUCUCAGUACUGAUCCAGAGACUCAUCCAGAGAGCGGAUGUGAAUACAGCAGUGUUUACGGGCAUCACAGCGAGUUCGAGCCUCCGCCCGGAAGCCACUUCACCGAGCUGCACACCAGCACGUAUCGCUAUGGGGACAUGGAGGCCUUUCAUCCCGCCGUAGACGCCGCCAUGGGGACCAUUCUACCUGUAGUUCCUCCACAGUAUACUUACAUCUCCCAUCCACUCUACCAACGGUCCCCGGUCCCCCACUGCAGCACCGAUGAGGAGGAGCCUGGGGGACGCAGCCCACCAUUUGAGGUGUCAGAGGGCGAAGAGGACCAUGAUGGACAUCCCAGCACCUCCAGCACUCUGUCAGGAAACAAAAGGAAAGUGCGUCUUUACCAGUUCCUCCUGGACCUCCUACAAGACGGGGACAUGAGGGACUGCAUCUGGUGGGUGGACAGAGAGCGAGGCGUCUUUCAGUUCUCCUCCAAACACAAGGAGACACUCGCCAGCCGCUGGGGCCAGCAAAAGGGCAACCGCAAGAGAAUGACCUAUCAAAAGAUGGCAAGAGCCCUCCGCAACUACGGCAAGACCGGCGAGGUUAAAAAGGUCAAAAAGAAACUCACCUACCAGUUCAGCGGAGAUGUCCUGAGGAGGGUGACUAUGGAGAGACGGCAGUAUCAUCACUGACACUCCGGACACAGUACAUCCUACCAAUAGCAAUAUUCACAGAUAAUCUCAAACGUAAUCUCAGGGAUAUGAUAUGUAUGUUAUUUGGGUGAUUUACCAUGGACAACAAGAUCAAACACUGCAUAUUUGUAUGCUUUAUUACUGUAACUGGUCACCAUACCGCUUUAUUAUUGAGGUUACACGUGUUCCGCCCAUGUACUUAUUAUACCAACUAUAAUUAAUUAUGCAUAAUUAUCCAUCACCCUACCCAUUUAUUAAGUACAUGUAGUUCUUUUUCUAUAUAAACAGUAGUUUACACUGUAACAAGGACAACUUAUUAUAAAGUCACCAUUUCUACUACUAUUUCUACACCACUAUUACUACUUCAGCUAUUGAUUUUACAUGUGCCUAAUGGACUUUAAUAUUCAAUGCAGUCCACUAUGAACACGGUGUAUAAUAACAAUGUAUAAUUUUUUUUUUAUAGAGAGAGAGAGAGAGAGAGAGGCACUUAACGUGUCACAUUGAAUGACAUAUUAAUACUCAGUGUAUAGUACGCUUCAUCAAACAGGAUAUAUAAAGGGUCACUGAAUAAACAGCCUCAUGUUGGGUUCUUAUAUGUUCGCAAAACAGUUUAAAGGCUAACUUGAUAGUUAUAUUGUGUAUUUUAAAGGCUUUAAUUUGACAUGUUUAAUAAGUAAAACACCAUGUCACUUUUAGUACUCUGAUUAAUCAUGUUUCUGUUUCUGAUUGUGCACAACAUUGUCAAUUUUCCUAUUUAGCCUGUGUCAUAUUAAUAAUUACACAUUUGAAUUCUAUUAAGCUCUAUGUAAUAAUAACAAUAAUAACAACAGUAAUAAGUUCCUACCAUGAACUGACAAUCGAAAACUAAUAAUAAUAAUUCAUUCACUCAUUCAUUUUCUUUUCAGCCUAGUCCCUUUAAUAAUCAGGGGUCGCCACAGUGGAAUGAACCGCCAGCUUAUCCAGCGUAUGUUUUACGCAGCGGAUGCCCUUGCAGCUGCAACCUAUCACUGGGAAACAAUAAUAAUAAUGUCUAACUGUUAUGUACUGUGGCUCAAUGCUGCCACCAAGGGGAGCACAACAACAUGAGCCUUAUACACGACAAACUAUAUUAAUUCACAGACCUUGGGACUUCAUUGUUUUUAAGGGGAUUUUUCUGAGUUAUUUUGAUCCUUUUGUCAUGUUAUAAUUUGUUUUUAAAUGAUUGUUUCUGUUUUAAACGAGGGGAAAAACUGUAAAUGUUGAGCAGAGGAAAAUAAAAAGCAAAAGAGAAACCAGACUGAUCUUUAAAAUGA
Messenger RNA from Danio aesculapii, 2217 nucleotides. RefSeq names its product Spi-1 proto-oncogene a (gene spi1a). The record is from RefSeq and is a predicted model, not a curated record. Gene Ontology annotation, molecular function: DNA-binding transcription factor activity, RNA polymerase II-specific; sequence-specific DNA binding. Bases 152 to 925 code for a protein of 257 amino acids. Gene Ontology annotation, cellular component: nucleus. Gene Ontology annotation, biological process: regulation of transcription by RNA polymerase II; cell differentiation. The transcript is spliced from 5 exons. Lineage: Eukaryota; Metazoa; Chordata; Actinopteri; Cypriniformes; Danionidae.